AUGAUCGUUGGUGGCGAUGAAGUAAAUGGGGUGACAUUUUCAGCAACAAAGAAGACGAAGAUAUUGGUAACACAUGGCAAGAGGAUUCGAGAAGCUUUAAAAGAUGAUGACAUCACCUUCACGAAAGAGGAUGCUGAUGGAAUUCUUCUCCCGCACAACAAUGCUCCUAUAAUAUCUCUUAAUGUGUUAGAUUUUAAAAUAAAACAUGUGUUGGUUGAUUCAGUUCCGGCAACAAAGCUUCUGGUCUGGUUCAACCUUAGAAGUGUAAUGACCCGUGGAGAGAUUUUAUUGCCAACGCAUGCAGAAGGCGUAACAAAGACCACUCAGUUCGAAGAGGUAGAUGAAGACAUGGGAUACAACGUGAUUCUUGGAAGGCCCUGGAUACAUGAAAUGAAGGUUGUGCCGUCAACUUAUCAACAACUGUUGAAGUUUCCCACACCGAAUGGGGUCAAACAAUUUAGAGGAGAUCAACUAGCUGCAAGAGAAAUGAAUACAGGUACCUUGUCCAGUAGCAAGGGGAAAGAAGCAAGCAAAUAA
Messenger RNA from Nicotiana attenuata, 537 nucleotides. RefSeq lists its product as uncharacterized. Lineage: Eukaryota; Viridiplantae; Streptophyta; Magnoliopsida; Solanales; Solanaceae. The transcript has 2 exons. The coding region runs from base 1 to 537 and encodes 178 amino acids. The record is from RefSeq and is a predicted model, not a curated record.